CAAUGAAUUUUUUAUCACGCAAUCCAAAGAAAUUAUGAAUGCUUUUUUUGUAUUAAUUUAUACUACUGAGCAAUGACAUGUUAUCUCUGUGUACGCACGACAUAUCAAUAAAUCAAAACGUAAGUAUAAAAAUAAAAAAAUUAAGUGGAAAAUUGCAUAAAUUUAUUAAAUCACGUGUAUCUUUUAACAGUGACAUUAAAAAUAUGAACAAACUCCUAAAAUCUACGAGGCUAUUGAAUGUAGGUAGAACUAGAGUAAGCAGCUAUAACGUAAACGAAACCAAAAAAGAAAAUGGAAAAAGAAAACCUUACAAAUCUGCUGAAAUUUACCCAGUGUUGAUGGUGUACAAAACUGACGAUUUUAUUGAAGAAGACGUGUUUCAACCAACAAUAAAUAUAAGCAACAUAGACUUGAUUGACGAUGAUAUUUUGGAGUAUAUUUUAUCGUUUUUGACAGUGGUGGACCUGGUUAGAGCGUCAGGGGUUUCUAAAAGGUUUAAUAGAAUAAUAUGGGGUGCUGAUAUGUGGAAAAAAUCCCUAAUUUUUGACCAACCAGUUGAUGUAGAUGAUGCAAUUGAAACCAUCACGUCAAAAUUAUGGUUGAACGCCUAUCCAAAAUGGGUGAAAAUAACUUACUUAUCGGUAACAAAUGCCCAAAUGACGGAUAAAGCUCUAAACAUCCUCGCCAGGCAUCUCCCAUCUCUAUUAUAUCUGAAAAUUCACAACUGCGAUGGGGUAACCACUGAUGGUUUGUGCCAGUUUACCUCAACAUGUGAAAAAUUGUCGAGGAUUGACAUUUCUGGAUGUGUUAAUGUACAAGGUGUUAGUUUUAAUGCAGCCAGGCCCAUUUAUGCCAACUUCACAGGGUGUUCCAGAUUAAGAGAUUAUGGGUUUUUUGACACCACAAAUUGUUACGAUUUGGUCAUACUGUAUUUAAAUGGGUGUUCGGAAAUCACAGAUUGGGGUAUUGGUUGCCUAUCCAACCACGCUAAAAAGUUAAGAAAACUUGUACUGGCGGAUUGCAUCAGGCUGACCAACUCAUCUUUGGAACACUUAAGAAAUUUAAAGGACUGUUUGGAAUAUCUAUCAAUAUCGAAUACUCUGGCCAUUACAGACGCUGGAGCCUACUAUUUCAGACUCGAUUGGCCGAAACUUCAACACUUGGACAUAAGCGGAUGUCUCAGUAUCGUUCAUGGUGGGUUUUAUGAUAUUGGGGUUGGUUGUAAAAAAUUGCGGAGCCUUAACAUCGCCAACACGAAUGUUUGCGAUAAGGCUCUCAAAGAUUUGGGGUUAAAUUUGGUGAACUUGAAAAACAUCAAUUUGAAGAAUUGUUAUUUUAUUACUUUUAAAGGUUUUUAUAGUUUUUUAAUGGAACGGAAAACAAGUUUAAAGAAAAUUAAUAUUAAGGGGUGCAAUAUUAGAUCUAAAGUUGGUCAUGUUUUUUCACAAAAUUAUUUUAUUGAGUAUGAUGAAACUCCAUUUUAAGCGUAUGUCGAGCAAAUAUUUAUUUC
Messenger RNA from Brassicogethes aeneus, 1510 nucleotides. The record is from the annotation of a GenBank genome assembly. Lineage: Eukaryota; Metazoa; Arthropoda; Insecta; Coleoptera; Nitidulidae.